GUAAAGAGCGCGGCCGACCUCCAAACGGCGAAGGAGCUGCUGCCUGGAGCCAUCUUGGUGGCCUUCGUGGUCUUCCUCUCCUCCUUCGCCGGGGCCAAGAAGUUCGCCAUGAAGGACGGCUAUCAGAUCCGUGCCUUCAACGAGCUCAUGGCCCUGGGCUUCGCCAACAUGCUGGGGGCGCUCACGGGCUCGGUGCCUACGCAGAUCGGCCUCUCCCGUAUGGGCAUCGCGCACCAGGCUGGGGUCAAGAGCCAGCUCGGGGCGAACAUUGUGGUUGGAGUGGUGGUUUGCUUGGGCGUGCUCCUCUUCAGCAGUUACAUCCAGCACGUGCCCAUGUGCGUGCUGAAUGCGAUCAUUGUGAAUGGCGCCUCGCACCUGACGGAGUUCGAUCAGGCUGUGGAGCUCUGGAAGUUUGCCACCAAUAAGCGAUACAACUGGAAGACACGAGGAGACAUGCUGACCUGGAUCAUCGGCUUCUGCUGCACCCUCUACUUUGGCGCUUUUCAGGGAAUGCUGUCAGCAGUCUUCGCAUCUUUGAUCAUCAUCCUGUAUCAGGUGGUGAACCCGGACAUCGUGCAGCUGGGCUUCCGCGAGGGCGACGUCAUGGACGCCGCAAGGCCCCGCAAGUGGAUGGCGCUGGAUCGCAAAGGUGCUGUGAAGGAGCCUCAGAUCCUGGUCUUUCGCCUGGAGGGUCCCCUCUUUUACGCCAAUGUGGAGCGGCUGCAAGAAUGGGUGGAGGAACAGGAGGUGGAGAUUGGCGAAGAGGAGGGCGAGCUCAUCGGCAUUGUCCUGUCAGCCUCGGCCAUACCCUUUAUGGACACCACAGCAGUGCAGGCCCUCUCAGCGCUCAUUAAGACGUGCAGCGAGCGCGGCACCCUUUUCUGCAUCGCCAAUACCUUCGGUCAGACUGGACGCAUUGCCGCGGAUCAGCUGGAGCCGCUUCUGAAGGAGUCCAUUACAGAUUCCUUCCUCCGGUCACAGCUCCAGAACUGCUCCAGCGUGGACGACUUCGUGCGGCUGAUCCGCGCUUACAAAGAGGCGCACAGCGACGUCACCACUCACUGCCUCAUGCGCGCCUCCAUGCUCCAGACGAAAAGAAUGGCUUCCAGAUGUGACAGGCUGACUCCAUGUGUGAUACACAUCCGGAUUGGUCUUCCAUGAGCAACUUGUUCGAGGAGCCAAGUGGUGCCCUGAGAGUGGGAGAUGGGCUUGCUCCACAUUCCGGAGCUUCUGGUACCAACUGCGACGCGAUAUCAUUGACCUCGCGGCCAGAUUCGGCAUUCGCAAUGCCUUCAUGGAAAGAACGCUGCCUUAUUGAAUUACCAGGCAAGGCAAGCCGAGUUUUUAGCUACUUACAACCCCUUAGUGAGGGGUGACAGGGG
Molecule: messenger RNA, 1382 nt
Organism: Effrenium voratum
Lineage: Eukaryota; Dinophyceae; Suessiales; Symbiodiniaceae
Source: the annotation of a GenBank genome assembly